UCGCAUUUUCUUUCAACCAAUCAUCCCAUAAACUAAACUAAUAACUCCUUUUUCUCUUUUCCUUCUCUCAUUUUUUCCUUACACUCAUUCUCCAUUUUUCUAUUUUUCUAUUUUCUAUUUCGAAACUUAACCGGAGAGAAAUGGACGUUCACCGGCGAAAUGUAAACGCCGUCGUCCGUUCUGACCCCUCCGGCGAAUCUUCCAAAAUGAAGAUUCAAAAGCAGGAUUCACAGUCACAAUCACUCUACUUAACAAACGCGGUUUUCUUCGGCCUUUUCUUCUCCGUCGCGUAUUUUCUUCUUCACCGGUGGCGUGAGAAGAUCCGAACCUCUACACCUCUCCACGUCCUCACGCUCUCCGAGGUUGUUGCUGUUAUUUCCCUCAUCGCUUCCGUUAUCUACCUUAUGGCUUUCUUCGGCAUUGGUUUCAUCCUUCAUCCUUUCGCCGCUUCUCGCGCGGUUCAUUACGAUGAAGAAGAUGAAUCCGACAUUCCAAAAAACGUAGGCACAUGCCUAGUCGGUGUUGCACCGGAGCUACCUUCACUGCCACAAAAAAUCUCCAAAGAGAAAGUUGCGCCUCCGCCGGCUCAACUUUCCCUGGAGGACGAGGAUAUUGUCCAAGCGGUGGUGUCAGGUUCCAUUCCUUCUUACUCGCUGGAAUCGAAACUCGGAGAUUGCCGGCGUGCGGCGGCGAUUCGACACGAAGCGGUGCAAAGAGUUACCGGAAAAUCACUAGAGGGUUUACCAAUGGAAGGUUUUGAUUACGAUUCUAUAUUAGGACAGUGCUGUGAGAUGCCGAUAGGGUUUAUUCAAAUUCCGGUGGGAGUUGCCGGUCCUUUGUUGCUCGACGGUAACGAGUUUACUGUUCCGAUGGCAACUACCGAAGGUUGUUUGGUUGCAAGCACUAACAGAGGCUGUAAAGCUAUUAACCUUUCCGGUGGUGCUUCCGCCGUAGUCCUCCGUGACGGCAUGACUAGAGCCCCCGUCGUAAGAUUCAACUCAGCCAAAAGAGCUUCUCAGUUAAAGUUCUUUUUAGAAGAUCCUCAAAAUUUUGAUUCCCUCGCUGUUACCUUCAACAAGUCUAGUAGGUUUGCGAGAUUACAGAAUAUUAAAGCUACUAUAGCAGGAAAGAAUUUAUAUAUUAGAUUCACUUGUUCCACUGGUGAUGCUAUGGGGAUGAACAUGGUAUCAAAAGGUGUACAAAACGUGCUUGAUUUUCUUCAAACCGAUUUUCCUGAUAUGGAUGUUAUUGGUAUAUCAGGAAACUUUUGUUCGGACAAGAAAGCUGCGGCAGUGAAUUGGAUUGAAGGGCGUGGAAAAUCUGUAGUGUGUGAGGCUGUAAUUAAGGAAGAGGUGGUGAAGAAAGUGUUGAAGACUAGUGUGGAAGCUUUGGUUGAGCUCAACAUGCUAAAGAACCUUACUGGUUCUGCUAUGGCUGGUGCUCUUGGUGGGUUUAAUGCACAUGCUAGUAAUAUUGUUUCUGCUAUUUACUUGGCUACUGGUCAGGAUCCUGCUCAGAAUGUUGAGAGUUCUCAUUGUAUUACCAUGAUGGAAGCUGUGAAUGAUGGGAAGGAUCUUCAUAUCUCUGUCACUAUGCCUUCCAUUGAGGUGGGCACUGUUGGAGGGGGCACACAGCUUGCAUCUCAAUCAGCUUGUCUAAAUUUACUUGGUGUUAAGGGUGCUAGUAAAGAGUCUCCGGGAUCAAAUUCUAGGCAACUGGCAACUAUAGUAGCUGGUUCAGUCCUUGCCGGAGAGCUUUCACUCAUGUCUGCAAUUGCAGCUGGUCAGCUUGUUAAAAGCCACAUGAAAUACAACAGAUCUAGUAGAGAUGUUACCAAAAUUGCUUCAUGAGCUGGCCAUAUCACAAUACCACAACUGUGAGAUAAACUUGCAUGCAUCAUCUAGAAUAAUAAAGGAAAAUGAAUUCCAAUGUAUAAAUUAUUUUCAAAAGGGCAUUAAUUGGUGGUGGAUGGUGGGGAUAUGGCCUGCAAACUAGAUUUUAUAAAUAUAUGGUCCACGUGGGGAUGAUAUAUUUCUGAAGUUGUACAGAAGGAAUUAAAUAAGACUUAGUUUAAUUCCUUGUUUUUUUAAAAAAAAAUAAUCAUUAGUGUUGUACUUGUCUUGAGUUCUCAUCUGAACUUCAAAGAUGUGGUACAAUUUUAGUCUGUGUUUUUGUCUGUAUUCUUAAUUGUGUUGUAAUCUCCAUUACUUAGUUAUGAAUUUGUAAUUUUUAAAUGAUAAACAUCUAUUUGAAUGAGAACUGAAGUUUUGAAAAUAAA
Cicer arietinum (chickpea) is the source of this 2278-nucleotide messenger RNA. RefSeq names its product 3-hydroxy-3-methylglutaryl-coenzyme A reductase 1-like. The record is from RefSeq and is a predicted model, not a curated record. Gene Ontology annotation, molecular function: protein binding; hydroxymethylglutaryl-CoA reductase (NADPH) activity. Lineage: Eukaryota; Viridiplantae; Streptophyta; Magnoliopsida; Fabales; Fabaceae. Gene Ontology annotation, cellular component: endoplasmic reticulum membrane; peroxisomal membrane. Gene Ontology annotation, biological process: coenzyme A metabolic process; sterol biosynthetic process; isoprenoid biosynthetic process.